AUGACACCAGCAUUCAGCGCCCUGAAAAGAUGGUUUUUACGGGUUGCUCGCCGUUCUGCGAGUUUCUUCUCCUUUUUCUUGUCUUUACUCCGCCGAUUUUCUAGAUAUCGUUCAAAGCCCGGAGAUUCGAGAUUGAUCAGCCAGCCUCGUAUUUCCAAUGGAGCUCUCCCGCGACCCCUUGAAGGGGACAUAGCGGGAGAGGAUGUACCCGUUUGUUUCAGUCUUUUGCCUCCUGAUCCAAUGGGAGUGGAAGCUGCGGGAGAGUCUCUAUCCCCUUCAGAUGAUCCUUACACAGGAACCCAUUCACGACCUCUGCUAAAGGGUACAUUGGCACCUCUGUUGGAAGGUAAUGAAGCGGCAGCAGGGCGCCCCGGUGCAACCGAAACAGAUGGGCUUCAUCAGGGUUCUAUGUCAAGUCUACACUCACCCCCGCAGGGAGAGGCCUCGGUAGACAACAGGACGAUUCUCAACGACCCAUUACAGGAGUCCAGCAGCCCAGGCUCAUCGCGUUUUUCUGGCCUGCAUGAAGUAUCCAGAACACAUUCACGACCACAAGGAUACAUGGAUGAUGCUCAUUCUAUUAAUACAACGCACACGCCAUCCAUGAGCCAUAUGGCACCUGGCAUGCCAUAUUCCCAAUACGCGUCCGAUAGUCGUGUUUCGACAAGCAUCGGUCGCUCCCUUACACGAUCGAUUGCUGGGUCAGAAAGUCGACAAGCUGCAUAUCGAACACACACAGGACCUGUCCAUUCUCGCCCGGUUUCCGUCCAUAGUUCCAUACACCACGGAUCCCUGAACACUGUUUCUGUUCCAUUGGAUUCGCCUGCCCAGGUGGUGCCAGGAUCAGAUCUCGGUAUUGAUCAUCACGUUCAUUACACUGCUCCGCCUGACAGUGACGAGCAACCGGGCACAGAGGCCGUCAUGGUCUAUGACGGUCCGCCGAUAAGUGCUAUGGUUCCAAGCGGAGUCAGGAGGGCCGCCAACAAUUCAAAAACUACUGUCCCUGCUAUGACAAUUACAUUUCCUCUGCAUGAUUUGGAUGUUCCCCCAGGAUGGAUCUCGGUUGUGCAUCCAGAAGGUGCUCGUUACUUUGUGAACCAAACAACAGUGCGUCAAGUUCAUGGAUUCUUGAAGGCUGACGGUCUAAGGUACGACGCACAGAGAACAAUCACAGAAAUGAAUAUCUAUGACGAAGAAAUAUGCGCUGACAUCGAAUACUUCAUGGCCUACUUGCUGGGUGAACUUCGGUGGACCGUUGAGCACGGGAACCUCACGCUCGACAUGACGCAAGUCGACCUUGUGGUCGAGCCAAAGGUCUUAGAUAGCACCUCUGUCGUUUGUUGCUAUUAUUUCACCAACCAUCGUGACAGAUGCCUCUUUUGGUUGGAUGACUUCGAUGCUCAAGAUAUUCUCUUCGAAUGUAAAAGCAUAAAGACUCUUGCACAUAUACGACUUGCCAUUCAAACACAAUAUUGGUUCAUAUGCAUGCAAGCUCACACGCAACGUAGGAGCCAUUGGGACUACUUCCCUAGCCAGUGCCCAGUUGCACAAGACCUUGUCGACGAGGUCGAGAAUACAUUGGUGCAUGCGGCAUGCGACUCGUUAACAUCGACGGAAUCUCCUAUGGCAUUUGGUGCCAUUGAGGUGAGGGAACUUCUGUCUGCGGUGGAUAAAAUCAAGGUCCACUCCUCUGCGUAUCAGAAUACGCAGCAAUGCCAUGCUGCCAUCGUCAUUGUCCACGAACUGCGCAAGAUUUUCGUCGACGACGCUACUUGCACAGUACGGUGGAAUGCAUUCAGUUUAAAAGCGAAAGGGCAACUCCAGAACUCCAAUCUCUUGGCCACUAUCUUGCUCAACGUCAAUGUCGGGUUUCUCGCUAUCAACAGUGUCGAUAAGGGGGGUAGAAAUGCCGUUCAGAUGGCAAGUUACAUGUCUCUUGUGGUGAGCAUGGGAAGCAUGAUUCUUGGCUUGUUGCUGGUUUCGCACAAUCGUACCAUGGGUCAAGAUACUUCAAAACAGACAUUUUUCAAUCAGGACUUUACGAUCGAAACCACAAGCUUGAAAAGCUGGCCCUCGUUUACAGCCUCCCAAGGCGUUGCUCAUUUGGGGUAUGGUAGUAUGAUCCUCUUUUUUACGGCAUUCUCCAUCGAUUGGUGGAGUCCUGGAGACCGAACUUCCAGGAUCCUCGUUGGCACUAUGACACUAGCCGUAUUCGCGACGAUCUCAAACAACAUCCUUCGCAUCCUUGAAGGAGACUUCUGGCCGUGGCAGCCAAUCCUACUGCAUGGCGGCAUCGACCGGCGACUAUUGGAUUCCCUGGCUGACGCUUGGAAGCGAGUCAUGAAAUUCAUGGGGAUGGGGAUGAGAAGAGCUGAAAGAGCCCUCAUCCGCGACUCUCAACUCCAUACUGAAGGGUUUGACCUUAAUCCCUUUGGCUCCUUGCAACCAGAUGCAGAGCCAGAUAUUCCAUUGCGCGGCACCUCUCAUCCAAUCCUACCUUUGAUUCCACUAGAAAUACUGGGCCCAGACGAUCGUGAUACUUACCCCCACUCAUAUCCCCCGAUUCCGCCAUAUCAACCUACCACUGCUGCAGAUUCACCCCAGCAACCACAUGAUGUUAGCUCCGUGCUGCCAUCAUCGGAUUCACGCACCAGCCCAGGUUUUCUGUCAGGCGCUGGCCCUUUACAAAGCUCUGCGUUAGCAGGGACGGUCAGGACGGCAGCCAACGCGAUAUUGCAUUCUGAUGCUCUCCCAACCAUAGCCACCGACACGGCCACCUCCACAUUACCUGGUCCAUCUCGAACGGAAGAAAGGGAGAGGGUGGAAUAUACCGAUAAUGUGGUCGAGGAGCCGGGAGAAUUAGACGAUCCUCAACGUCUGUCGAGCACAACGCCGCCUCCAAGAAUCUUUACUAGAAGCGCCACUGCUGACUAUGGCCGUCAUGCUCCGGUGGCUCCGAGGUGGGCGUUAGAGGACGGGCAUGUCAUAGAGGAGUGCCAAGAAUAUGAGAAAUGGCUCGUGGUAAUCGCAAGAGGAAAACCAUUUGUACAAUGCGAUGAUGUAUAA
Molecule: messenger RNA, 3066 nt
Organism: Suillus paluster
Lineage: Eukaryota; Fungi; Basidiomycota; Agaricomycetes; Boletales; Suillaceae
Exons: 11
Coding region: 1-3066 (1021 amino acids)
Source: RefSeq, a predicted model, not a curated record